Messenger RNA from Rana temporaria (common frog), 3013 nucleotides. RefSeq names its product zinc finger protein 574-like. The record is from RefSeq and is a predicted model, not a curated record. Gene Ontology annotation, cellular component: nucleus. Lineage: Eukaryota; Metazoa; Chordata; Amphibia; Anura; Ranidae. The transcript is spliced from 2 exons. Gene Ontology annotation, molecular function: RNA polymerase II transcription regulatory region sequence-specific DNA binding; DNA-binding transcription factor activity, RNA polymerase II-specific. Gene Ontology annotation, biological process: regulation of transcription by RNA polymerase II. Bases 200 to 2932 code for a protein of 910 amino acids.
GUCCACGAGAAAGGCGUCAUCUCAAGGGGCGCGCCGCUAUUGGCUGGCCUCGUUCUCGCCGCCGUUGCGUCGCUCUAUUCCCGGGCCCGCUGUGAUUGGCCGAGACGGGACAGCCAGUCAGGAGACGCGAUGCUGGUGGGUCCCCGAAGUCAGCGCGGCUGAGGAGGCGUUGGGCCGCUGUAGUAACGUGUCAUCAGCCAUGGCAGAGGGUGUCCAGUCUCCAGUCGUAUUCCAACACCAGUACAUGUGUUCAGAGUGUGGUGUUCUCUACAAUACAUUGGAAGACGUAUUGGUUCAUCAACAAGAUCAUGUCGGAGGUGUGCAAGCAGCAGUGUCCCAGGAUAUUUCCUUGGAGUUGGGAGAACUGCAAGGUCUGGCCCAGGAAAGCCAGUACCAAUGUUUGGAGUGUGGGCAAGUUCUCUUGUCACCAGAUGAGCUUCUUCAUCACCAGGAGAUGCACAUGCGGGAAUAUCCACACACUCCCUCCUCCCCAUCGUUGGGAAAUAGCCAAAUACACUACCAGUGCUCUGACUGUAAAGAGCUCUUUACUUCCCCUGAGUUGUGGGUAGCUCACCGCCGAAAGCAUGAGAAACAAGAGCAGCCACCUCAACAAAGUGUUGUUCUGCAAACUGGAACUGGUAUCCAGGCCUUGCUUAGCCUGCAGAAUGUUCUCUUGGAUGAGAGGACUUUAAAUGGUUGGAGCGUUGAAGUACCAGCUGUGGUUGCAACCGCAGAGAAUGCAGCACAGCCUGGAUCACAAGCGGAAGGGAUUGAAAAGAGAGAAAUGGUACAGGUCUCGGAGAUGCACCCAUAUGAAUGCUCCGAGUGCCUCCAAGUAUUCCAUACCCCUGAGGAAUUUCUUGACCAUCAGGGUCGACACUUUACUGAGUCAGAGAAAGAGACCUCGGCUUCCCCCUUAUAUAGCAGCUCAGAAACUGCUGCACCUUCUCCCAGUAUUCUUGAGAAACUAAGGAAAGACUGGAUGAUAGAAGAAAAUGAGGAAACAACUGGAGAAAGCUUGGGGUUAGUGCAACGGGUUUACCGCUGUCAAGAGUGCAAAAAAGAGUUUAUUACGGCAAAGUACCUUCGGAAACAUCGCAAGGAACAGCACAGCGUGGAGUUCCCAUGCCCUGACUGUGACCGUUUCUUUACCUCAGCCAACCGAUUGCAGUCCCAUCGUCGUGUGCAUGUGCAAGGAAACUUGCAGUGUCCAAAUUGCUACAGAGUGUUUAAGAAGGAGACUUCUUUGGAGCAGCACAUGAGGAUACAUCGGGGGGAGGCUCUCUAUCUUUGUGUAGACUGUGGUUUGGGCUUUGGGACAGAGAUUACCUUGAUCUUGCACCGGAAAAGCCAUACCUCAGACCCCCUGCAUCGCUGCCAGUGCGGCAAAACGUUCAGUAACAUGACCAAGUUUUUGUAUCACCGAAGAACGCAUUCUGGUAAAAGCGGUGUCCCAACCCCAAAGCAGGACAAACCCUCUAUCAUUCAAGAGAGACCUUUAGUUCUCUCUGAUUUUUCCCGCGCUUUGCUUGCAGUGCCUCCUGCAAGCUUAACUGCUUCAAAGUUUCUUCCUGAACAAACCGCCCUGAACAAUGCGGCUCACAAUGCAGAGUCCCAGGAAAAUGGGUUUAACCCACACAUUUCAACAACAGAGCCAAGUAAUGGCUCAGAAACUCCCAGUCAGACCUUUAAGUGCGCUCAAUGCAGCAAAGACUUCCCAACCCACUUGAAAAUGAUGCAGCACAGGCGAGUGGUUCACGCUAUGGAAAGAAAGCACAAAUGCAGCGUGUGUAGCAAGUACUUCAAGAAGCAGGUGCACCUGCGAAACCACAUGCGCACCCACACAGGUGAGCGGCCCUUCCAAUGUACGGACUGUGGCAAGACCUUUGGCUCCCUGGCCAACCUAACACGCCAUCAUCUUGUACACACGGGGGAACGACCAUACAAAUGUGACCUCUGUGGACGUUCGUUCACCCAGAGCUCUAAUCUGCAGCAACAUCGUGCUCUGCACACCGGCUCCAAUCCAUUCCCUUGUAAGAUCUGUGGAUUAGAAUUCAACAGAGCUUCCAAGCUCGCUUUGCACCAGAUCAGACACACUGGCAUCCUGCCUUACAAAUGCCCCGAUUGCGGCAGGACCUUUUUACGCAAGAAAUUAAUGCAGCUGCACCAGUUAGAGCAUCAAGGCAAAGUUUUGAUCUACUGCAAAGAUUGUGCGGUUGUUUUUCCCGAAGAAUCAAAACUUGCAGAACACACUUGCCGCAGCAAAAAGUUGUGUCAGUAUAAAUGUCCGACGUGUGGCAAAAAACUGAACUCCAGUUCCAGUUUGAACCUCCACCUCUUACUCCAUACAGGUCAGCGACCAUUUAAAUGUCACGUCUGCGGCAAGUGUUUUACCAGCCAGAGAGGAGUUACACGACACCAACAGUGGCAUUCCGGAGUCCGACCCCAUAAGUGCAGCACAUGCGGAAAAGCAUUUGUCGCAUCUUUCAGUUUGCAGUUGCACCAGCGCGUUCACACUGGAGAACGUCCGUUUCCCUGCCUGGAUUGUGGUAAGAACUUCCGGCAAGCUGCCCACCUGAGGGAGCACCGCCGCUUACAUACAGGGGAAAGGCCUUUCUGCUGCCAGGAUUGCGGCAAGACUUUUGUCCAGUCCCUUCACCUGGCAGAACACAGACAUGUCCACAGCAGUGACAGACCUCACUCCUGUCCUGACUGCAACAAGAGCUUCAAAACACUCUCCAACUUACGAAGCCACCGCAAAACUCACCAGAAUCUGAUGGCCCAGCCACAACAGACCAUCAUGUGCACAGAACUGGGAGAGCCCAUAGCUAUUAUUGAGAGUGUAGAACCACUGCCCCUUGCUGAGACUAUUGAGAUUUACCAGGCAGCACUGGAAGGAAAUUUGCAGGUGGAGGAUGUGACUUUACAAUGAUUAUCACUGUUCAUACUGUAAAUAGUUAAAUAGAACAGGAUGUAUGUAUUCCUGACAUAAAAAGGCUUAUAUUUAUAAACA